AUGGAAGGUGGUUCGGCGCUGGAGCGGUACCUGGAGAGCUACGAGGGGCAGGAUGACCUCUCAAGUGGUCCUCAGCUCUUUACUCCCCUGACCCCUUAUGAUGUAGACCUCCCAAUUCAAACAGCUGAAGAUGUCUUGUUUGGGUCUCAGUUUCACCCCCCCAAAGAGCUCCCUCCAGACUUCUCCUCGGUGGAUCUCAGCUUUCUUCCAGAUAUUACCCAAGACAGCAGAGACCAAAACCUCUCUGAAGAUGGCCAGGAAAUGCAAAAGGAGUUUGGCUCAGUGUUGAGAAAUGAGGACAGUGGGAUCUGCACAGAUAAAAGCAGUUUGUCCUAUCCAGAUGUAACUCCAGCAUCUGAAGCAUCUGACCUGUGUCCUCCUCUGACACCAAUGACUCCUGUGACCCCAGUGAAUUCUGCAUCAGAAAGCUCUGGAAUAGUUCCUCAGUUGCAGAAUAUAGUGUCCACUGUAAACUUGGCUUGUAAACUAGACCUGAAGAACAUAGCUCUGCAUGCCAGGAAUGCAGAGUAUAACCCAAAGAGGUUUGCUGCUGUGAUCAUGAGAAUCAGGGAACCACGAACAACAGCCCUCAUCUUCAGUUCAGGCAAAAUGGUCUGCACAGGAGCAAAAAGCGAGGAGCAAUCGCGGCUGGCAGCCAGGAAAUACGCCCGGGUGGUGCAGAAGCUGGGGUUCCCUGCCAAGUUCUUGGACUUCAAGAUCCAGAAUAUGGUUGGGAGCUGUGAUGUCAGGUUCCCCAUCCGGCUGGAAGGGUUGGUUCUCACUCACCAGCAGUUCAGCAGCUACGAACCUGAGCUAUUCCCUGGCCUGAUUUAUAGGAUGGUCAAGCCAAGGAUAGUGCUGCUUAUUUUUGUCUCUGGAAAAGUUGUACUGACUGGAGCAAAAGAGCGUUCAGAGAUCUACGAGGCAUUUGAGAACAUCUACCCCAUCCUAAAAGGCUUCAAAAAAGCAUCCUGA
Messenger RNA from Calypte anna (Anna's hummingbird), 975 nucleotides. RefSeq names its product TATA-box binding protein like 2 (gene TBPL2). Gene Ontology annotation, molecular function: RNA polymerase II general transcription initiation factor activity; DNA binding. The transcript is spliced from 7 exons. NCBI's taxonomy places the organism in Eukaryota, Metazoa, Chordata, Aves, Apodiformes, Trochilidae. The record is from RefSeq and is a predicted model, not a curated record. Gene Ontology annotation, biological process: DNA-templated transcription initiation. Bases 1 to 975 code for a protein of 324 amino acids.